UCUACAUUCUUUUCUUUUUUUUCAGACGAGGACGCACAAUUGAUGUCGCAUGGUGUGUAAUUUUUCGCGACUGUCACGCACUUCUGUUUGUGUGAAUGCCGAUCCGGGACGUCGAGGGGUCUCGAUGAAGAUGAAGCGAAUGAAAAGCGAGGUGAUCAGCGCAACGAUCGAGUCUUAUUUGAAGCGACGUCAUUAUCAGACCAACGACGUCCACUACAAGAGCGAGCAGUUGUUUUGUCAGACCAGCGACCAAAUGACGUUAAACGCGACAGCUGAAUGCGGAACCUCUCAGGAUAAUUCCAUAGUUUUUAGUGCGAUCACUAUUGAUGUUACUGCAGCUGAUAAAGCUUAUCAACAAUUGAAGAAAUGGAUGAAUAUCAUAGUCAAUGAAAAAAUAAAAGUAGAAUUGCAAGGACUUUUGUAUCCAAUAUUUUGUCAUCUUUAUCUAGAGAUGCUACAUGCUGGUAACAGACAGGCUGCAAUCCAAUUUAAGGCGCAUCAGAAUGAAUUUAUUAGCGAUACUGAGAAAGAUUUCUUAGAAGAAUUAUCUAGGGUAUUUUCAGUACAGGAUAUUGAAUUGAGACCUUUGGUGAAUGCAUUCAGAACUAGAAAGUACAAAGUAGAUCUGUCUGAGUUAGCUCACAUUUCUCUACGACAAUAUCUUACAAGAUGUGGACAUAUAAUAUUACUGCAGAUUAUAAAUACACAUAUCACGAUAAUCAGAAAGGCAGGCAGUCCAAAAAUGGAUGGAGAGACACAUGAAGAAAAAAGUCAAAGAUAUGAAACAAAUAUUAAUGGUCAUGUGGAACAACCAUCUGGUACAGGUGUUGAUCGUGAAAUGCGAGAAUUACAGGAAGCAAUACGAUUAAUACGAAAUAAUUCUCAUCAAGCAUUAAGAAUAUUUACAGUGAAGAAUGCUGUGGAAAAUGCAAGUUGUGGUCUUAUUGCACCUAAAAUGGAUAAAUUAGCGGUAGGAUUUAGUACGGCCGAAAUACGCUUAUGGGGUAUAGGUGAAACGGUUUUAGUUAAACAUAAAGAUAAGCAAACGCAUGUUCCAUUUGUCUGUGAUGUAUCACCGUUUUAUAAAUUUAACGAGCACGAAAGCACAAUAAGAAGCGAAGCAGGGGCGAUAAUAUUAAGAGGGCACACAGACGUAGUGCACGAUUUAAGAUUUAUUCCAGAAGCAGACAUUCUUCUUUCUGUAUCAAGUGACAAAGAUAUGAGAGCAUGGAGACUCAACGAUUACUCGUGCGCAGCAGUGUACAGUGGUCAUAGUUACCCGAUUUGGUGUAUGGAUACCAGUGUGUUCAAUUUAUAUACCGCAACAGGUUCACAUGAUAGAACUGCCAAAUUAUGGUCAUUGGAUAGAACGUUUCCCUUAAGAAUAUUUGCUGGUCAUUUUUUAGAUGUCAAUUGCAUAAAAUUCCAUCCAAACGCCCGAUACUUGGCGACUGGUUCCGCCGACAAAACCAUAAGAUUAUGGGCCAAAGAUGAUGGGAAUUUAGUACGGGUAUAUGUCGGAGCGCAAUCGACCAUUUACACUUUAGCUUUUAGUCCAGAUGGGAAAUAUCUAGCUGCCGCAGGUGAUGACAAAUGUAUAUCCAUAUGGGAUUUAGCAUCUAAUGCAUUACUUACUGAAUUGAAAGGCCACGAAGAUACAAUCAUGAAUGUAGACUGGAGUUUGGAUGGCCAAUAUAUUGCCAGUGCAAGCAUAGAUGGUAUUGUACGAUUGUGGCCUACUCAAGAUUUUAUCAACACUUUGAAUGGAGGAUCAUCAAGCGCGAUAUCUCAAACGGAGGCGCAAAUAUUUUCAACAUCUUGCUCAAGCAUUCUUUCAUUGAAUUAUUAUAAGAAAAACAAUUCAUUUAUUUGUAUCGGUACAGCAUAAGAUCUUAUUAUUUAUUGCUGUGCUAUUUGUGAAUGAAAUAUAUUUUUAAAUUCGAUUUUUUUAUCUAGUUAAACACUAGUGAACAUUUUUCAGUACAUUUUACUGUUCUCAUUAACAUUAUACUCAUCUAUUUUAUAUAUUGCAUCCGAAGCUAAAAAUUACUCAUAGCAUCCAACAUAAUACAUUCUUACAUUAUAAAUAGAAAAUGCGUUAGUGGUCGAGUACUUUGUAUAUAACUAAAAAUUUGUUAUUUGCUCUAUAAUUUUUGUAUAUACUGUAUAUUAAUUU
Molecule: messenger RNA, 2176 nt
Organism: Nylanderia fulva
Lineage: Eukaryota; Metazoa; Arthropoda; Insecta; Hymenoptera; Formicidae
Gene: wda
Product: will decrease acetylation
Molecular function (GO): protein binding
Source: RefSeq, a predicted model, not a curated record